Sinocyclocheilus rhinocerous is the source of this 1386-nucleotide messenger RNA. It is a transcript of the gene ppp1r16b, whose product is annotated as protein phosphatase 1, regulatory subunit 16B. The record is from RefSeq and is a predicted model, not a curated record. NCBI's taxonomy places the organism in Eukaryota, Metazoa, Chordata, Actinopteri, Cypriniformes, Cyprinidae. The transcript has 9 exons. Gene Ontology annotation, cellular component: cytoplasm. Gene Ontology annotation, biological process: establishment of endothelial barrier; regulation of sprouting angiogenesis. The coding region runs from base 1 to 1386 and encodes 461 amino acids. Gene Ontology annotation, molecular function: protein binding; enzyme inhibitor activity; myosin phosphatase regulator activity.
AUGGCCAGUCACCUGGAGCUGCUGACGGAGCUGCAGCAGCUGGAUAAGGUGCCCAGUCUGGAACGGCUCCGGGCCGCGCAGAAGCGUCGCACGCAGCAGCUCAAGCGAUGGGCCGUCUACGAGAAGGAAAUGCAGAACAAGAAGCGCAAGGCCGACAAACGCCGCGGCCACGGGAACCUGCGGGAGAACCACAGGAGGGUUUCGUUUGCGGCGAGCAUCGCUCUGCUGGAGGCCUCUGCGAGGAACGAUCCGGAUGAAGACCUUCAAAAUGAUCUGCACAUCACAGCGGCGAACGGUUAUGCAGAGGCUGCAGAGAUGCUGUUGGAGGGAGGAGCCAGAACAGACAUGAAGGAUUCUGACGGGUGGACACCGUUACACGCCGCGGCAUGCUGGGGACAGGUCCAUGUGGCCGAGCUGCUGGUUUCUCAUGGUGCCAAUCUAAACGCCAAGACAUACAUGGAGGAGACGCCCAUAGAUCUGUGUGAGGAUGAGGAGUUCAGGAAUCAUCUGCUGGAGUUGAAGCACAAACACGACAUCAUCAUGAAAUCACAGCUGAAGCACAAGACGUCACUGUGCCGCCGGACCAGCAGCACGGGGAGCCGCGGGAAAGUGGUGCGGAGGGCCAGUCUGUCCGACAGACACAAUCUCUGCAGAAAGGAGUAUCAGACCGAAGCCAUCGUGUGGAGAGGAGGACGAGAAGAAGAGGAGCGAGAGCGAGAGUCUGACCAGGAAAACAGCCACUCGACGCAGCCUGAUGACGUUCCUCGAGCGCUGGGGAUCCUGAAGGACGGCGGCCGACAGAACGGCUGCAUCUCCAGCACUCCAGCGUCGCCCACGUCUAACGGUGACCCCGUGACCCCUGACCCCUGUGACCCCGAGGAGCUCAAGCCCAAAGAGCGUGCGCAGACGCUGUCUGAACUCAAGAAGCAGCGCGCCGCCGCCAAACUCCUCAGCCAGCCCGUCCUCAACGGCCACCUGGGAAACGGCUCGACCAAACCCAGUCCGGAAGAUCCGCGCAUGCCGCUGGUCUCGUCCAAUGGCAGCGCGGUCUACUUCACGCCGGCCAGCGGAGACCCGCCCCUGCUGAGGUUCAAGCAGCCAAUAGAAGACGAGCUCCAGACGACGCAGCCUGAUGACGUUCCUCGAGCGCUGGGGAUCCUGAAGGACGGCGGCCGACAGAACGGCUGCAUCUCCAGCACUCCAGCGUCGCCCACGUCUAACGGUGACCCCGUGACCCCUGACCCCUGUGACCCCGAGGAGCUCAAGCCCAAAGAGCGUGCGCAGACGCUGUCUGAACUCAAGAAGCAGCGCGCCGCCGCCAAACUCCUCAGCCAGCCCGUCCUCAACGGCCACCUGGGAAACGGCUCGAAUAAGAGUCUUAUCUAG